AGCACUAUCUCUAGGGAAGCUCGUCUCGCAGCUGGUCGUCAAAGUAAGCGUGUUCGCCUUUCGUUUUCGUUCUACGCAAUACCGGUCACGCGGCCACGAGUGAGAGUACGCGAUGCCAGGGCUUGCCACAGUCACCGCCGACGACGGUGCUGUACCUCGAUCACUUACUGCAUCUGGAACUGUCACGGCGAGUACAGAGGGCAAUAGCGGCGGACGAUGGAUCAAUGUUAGCCGAGAUGGCAAGCUUGUCUUCAAGAAGUCCGCGUUUCCUCACUCCUGACGUUCAUGGGCCGAACAGCCACCUCGACCGAUUCGACCAACGUUUCAGAAAGUACCUAAUGCAAGUCUGCACCAAGAGAACAAGCGGUGUCAUGACUUCAUAGAGUGGCUGGAAAGAAAGGUGGAAGAUCAAGAGAAGAGAAUUGUUCAUGCAGAGAUGGGACGAGCUGAGGAUCGAAAAAGAGCUGCCGACGACUUGAAGGAACUAAAACAGCACAACAGAAGGGCGGUGACCGACUUUGGUUGUGCCACAGCGGAGAAAAAAGAAUACGAGAAGAAGAUGAGGGUGGCUGAAGACAAGCGGGCCUCGCUUGAACAGCGUGAGGAAACUUUGAAGACUGAAAAGAUGAAGCUCAAGCAUCUUCAAGUAAAGUCCAAGACAUUCCAAGACCUCUCUGAUGCGGUCGUGGCUAUGGGCGCCAAAAUGGAGAAAGCAAGUCGUGAUAUGAAGAAUUCAGCAGCACGCAAGAGCACUCCGCAAUCGGCCUUCGACAAGUGGGAGAGACAGUAUUGUGAAUCAAGCAUCCGGCUCGUUCAGCUCAACGAGCAGCUCAAACAAGAGCGAGACAGGAACCGAGAAGAGCACGCCGCGUUGACCAAGACUUUACAAGAGCAAGAGAUCUCACACA
Molecule: messenger RNA, 908 nt
Organism: Alternaria rosae
Lineage: Eukaryota; Fungi; Ascomycota; Dothideomycetes; Pleosporales; Pleosporaceae
Exons: 2
Source: RefSeq, a predicted model, not a curated record